AUGAAAAUACCUUACCAAACAGUUUUAACACUGAUUCCUUUAAUGGAAAACAUUACUAGUCAAUAUCCUCAAGUUAAGGAUUAUCGACACCUUGCUCGUGAAUAUGUAGUUUAUCACCAAAAUCAUACUAAUGAUAGCGACAUGCCCGAUAAGGCUAAACCAGGGGAAGAAAUUACUUACCGAGAUGUUUACACUAGCACUACUACUAAUGCUUUUCAUCUUGGUUCUAGUAUAAGAGCCGAAGGCAAAGUUGACUUAUUGUUUGGAAGUGAAAGAGUUUCGGUUGGGGUUAAUUUUGAUUGGGAUACUUCUAACACGAAUAGUGAAACUCACGAAUCAAAAAGAAAGUUCACUAUUUCAGAGGAGUUUACCUUGCCGCCACGUAGCAUAACCGAAAUUACUUUACUGAUAAAAGAAGGCAAUUAUGAUGUUGAUUUUAGUGCUGAUAUUCUUAUUGAUGAUGCUGCUUUAUUUGAGAGGGCAACCAAAUAUGAAGCCGAAGGUGAACUUAAAGGCGUUUAUGGCUACAAAAUCGACAGUAGGAAAAAAAGCAUUCCUCUCAAUAAUACUACUCCUACCAAAACGGCUACAAAAACAAUAACUGAAACAUUUACCCAAACAGCAACCCCUACUAACCAAGUUAAUCAUUUAGCAGUUAAUAAAUAUUCCUCAGCCG
This is a messenger RNA of Entrophospora sp. SA101, 676 nucleotides long. NCBI's taxonomy places the organism in Eukaryota, Fungi, Glomeromycota, Glomeromycetes, Entrophosporales, Entrophosporaceae. The record is from the annotation of a GenBank genome assembly.